AAAAUUGUCUCUUAGAAAUACAACUAAUAUUUAGUAGUCAUUAUUAGUGAUUAGUGAUGGAGAUGAUGAUGAUGAUAAAAGAAGUUCAUGGUGAUGAUGAUGAUGAUCAAAGACCAGUCCACCAUGAGAAAAGGUUUGCCCUUCUGCAAGCAACAAGGGACUCGGAGUACGUGAAGAAAAUGUAUGGAGGUUACUUCAAUGUGUUCGUAGCAGCUUUUGGAGAAGAAGGAGAGAAAUGGGACCUGUUUAUGGUUGUGGAAGGAGACUUCCCUGAGUUGGAGGAGUUGGAUAGCUAUGAUGGCUUCCUUAUCAGUGGCAGUCCCUACGAUGCUUAUUCCAGUGAGCCUUGGAUUCUCAGGCUUUGCUUUCUCUUGCAGAUUUUGGAUUCCAUGGCCAAGAAAGUUCUUGGUAUUUGCUUUGGUCAUCAGGUUAUAGCAAGAGCCUUGGGAGGAAAGGUAGGAAAAUCUGAUAGUGGCUGGGAUUUGGGGAUAAGAAAAGUGAAUAUAGUGAAAGAUUUGCCUCCAUUAGUGACCAAGUUAUUAUUCCAAGAAGAAACAGAUGGUUUAGAUGAUGAUGAUGAUGAUGAUGAUGAUGAUAAUAAUGUUAAUGGUGAAAUCAUCCCAAUGAUCCCAUCUUCAUUUUCCAUCAUAGAAUGCCACCAAGAUGUGGUUUUGGAGGUCCCAACAGGUGCCAAUGUGAUUGCAUACUCAGACAAAACUGGUGUUGAGAUGUUCACAAUUGAAACUCACAUUCUUGGAAUUCAAGGCCAUCCUGAGUACACCGAUGAUAUUCUCAAUAGCAUCAUUGAUCGCCUUCUUCUUAAUCAAGACAUACAGGAGGAUUUGGCUGAAAAUGCAAGAAAUAUGUUACAAAAAACUGAGCCAGAUAGGAAGUACUUGGGGAAGAUUUGCAGAAAAUUUCUCAAAGGAAGACAGAUAUAAAUGCUUGUAAUUGCCUACUGAGCAUGUUAGUAAAAUAUAUAAAAAAAAAUUAAUAAAUAAAGUUAAGAUAAACCCAUGUUCAAGACCUGUAUCUCCCUAGCUCUUCACAUUGCCUAGCUCUUCCUUUGUAAUUAUUGUAUUUGGUGUGUUGUCUUGUGUGUUGCUUUUCCCUAAUAAGAAAAAAAAAAACCAUGCAUAUAUAGGACCACACGUGUUAAUAUAUGCAUGGUUUCAGAAAGUAAUGUGAUACUCAAUGCUCAAAUGUAAGAUCCAUGUGUUUAAAGA
Molecule: messenger RNA, 1226 nt
Organism: Humulus lupulus (European hop)
Lineage: Eukaryota; Viridiplantae; Streptophyta; Magnoliopsida; Rosales; Cannabaceae
Product: gamma-glutamyl peptidase 5-like
Exons: 3
Coding region: 57-941 (294 amino acids)
Cellular component (GO): cytosol
Source: RefSeq, a predicted model, not a curated record